Messenger RNA from Momordica charantia (bitter melon), 3362 nucleotides. RefSeq names its product ubiquitin protein ligase 5 (gene UPL5). NCBI's taxonomy places the organism in Eukaryota, Viridiplantae, Streptophyta, Magnoliopsida, Cucurbitales, Cucurbitaceae. The record is from RefSeq and is a predicted model, not a curated record. Gene Ontology annotation, cellular component: cytoplasm. Gene Ontology annotation, molecular function: protein binding; ubiquitin protein ligase activity. Gene Ontology annotation, biological process: protein polyubiquitination; ubiquitin-dependent protein catabolic process.
UUUGUAAUUAUAAUAAUUAGCAGAAAAUUGGCAGUGGUUGGUGAUGACGGCUGUGACGUGAACGACUCCAAUUUUCUUCCUCUUCCGUUUACACUCUCCGUUCUUCAUCGAUCGUCGCUACCGGAGUUUCUCUUCCCCGCCUGGGAAUCUUUCCAUGUGCUCGCGCCUUUAAGCUUCACAUUCCUUUUCCUUGGUGGUGGGUGGCCCACCGUCAAUGUCUAUCGCCGAAUUUCCUGCCACCGUUGAUCGCGUCCACAUCAAUAGCACCACCGCCGCCGUAUACCCUGCCGCCGAUCACUGUCAACUCAAUCGGCACCAUUCUCAGGGCCACCGUCAUCCUUGCGUUUCGUCCAAGCGCAAGUUAGAUGACUAUGGUCCCAAUUUCGACGACGAGGACGAGGACGUUCAGUUGUUUGACUUAGUUUCUGUUAGAAUGAAGAAGGGUGAAACGUGUGCGAUCGACUCCUCAUCUGACGGCCGGCUGGGUGAGGGAAACAGCAUCGACUGUGAGCAUCGGGAUUUUGAUACUCGGCCGAACUCUAUGGCGGCAGAAACCCCGCAAAAGCCCAUUCUGUCUCCGUACGAGUUGCAAUUUUUUGUUAGAACCAUCUCCGAGGGGAAUACUAUGGUAAUGCUUGCCAAUAUUAACGAUACUGUGAUGUCGCUACAUGAGCGGAUUCAAGGUAUUACGCGUAUACCAGUUUUCGAGCAAAGGUUGAUAUAUAGAGGAAGGCAGCUCCAGCAUGAACAGUCACUCCUCGAGUGUUCGAUACAGAAUAACGCUGAGUUGCAAUUAGUUGGUCGAAUGAGAAGCACGGAGCAUCCCAAAGCUUGGCAGAUUGUUGACGAUAUGGUUUCAUCGGUGCUGCGUCUCUAUAGAGGCGAAUUUGUGUUUUCUGCUUUGGAAGUUAUCACAACCUUGAUGACCGAAUUCUUAGGUUUGGCUACGGACACCGACUUAGAUUCAGGAGUCAAGCAACUUCAGGUUUUCCUGUCCCUUUCUGCCCCAGCUGCGUUAGUGAUGCUUCAUCUGUCUAAAAUUAAAGGUAACAAAGAGUGUGCUGAUAAAUUGAUUAAGCAUUUUAUGGAUUUGCUUCGCCACUCAGUUCCCAAGUCUUUACAUGAUUGUGGUGCGAUUAUAGUAUUAGAGUUUUGCAAUUUACUUAGGAGAGAUACUCCGGAGGGCAGUUUAUACAGUUUAUGCCGGAGUACUCUCGGCUCACUGUUGGGAACCGAGGGAAUUUCUCGAGGGAUGAGAUGCUUAGAAAGUGUCAGGGGACCCAUCAAAACACCCGAACUUUUUCCAUUUGUUAAUGAGCUGGCCAAUAAAUUGUCCAUAGACUUGUCUUCAAGUAUGCGUUCUCCCACAAGUGCAGGGCCUUCGGUAACUGAUAUUCGUGACUUUACAGCAUUUUUGCUUCCUUUGCGCAGUGCGGUUAUGGAUCAACUGGGUUUUCUAGGUUCCAAGUUUUUGCCGCCGUACAGGGGAAGUUUUAGGGAUCCUUCUUAUGGAGAAGAAGGCGAAUUUCUUCAUAAUAUAUAUCAAAGUUUGUUGAAAAAGAUGGAUAUAUGCCUUCAAGGAAUGGAAGCUUUCUUGGUUGAUAAAGGAAAUAGGGACUGUGCAAACCUCUAUGCAGGAUGGUCUCAGUAUCUUCCAAUUUUAAAGGAAUUGAAUAGUAUUUCCCUUCUUUUCCAGGGUGCUGAAGAAGAAUUUUGGGCAACCAUGAGGCCCAGGAAAAAUUCGAUUUGUGCACUUCUCAUUAGAUUUGCUAAGCGAGCUGAUAACCACAUGUGGAUUCUUCAACACAAGGAAGUAACAAAUUCUGAAUCUCGAAGGCAUUUGACAAUGCUUAUGUUUCCAGAGCCAACAGAAGAUUACGACGAGUUGCAAGAAAUGCUGAUUGAUAGGUCUCAAUUGUUGGAAGAAUCAUUCGAGUACAUCACACAUGCAAAUGUUGAGGCUCUACGCCAUGGAUUGUUUAUGGAAUUCAAGAAUGAGGAAGCGACGGGUCCCGGUGUCUUGCGGGAGUGGUUUUUUCUGGUCUGCCAGGCUAUUUUUAACCCACAAAAUGCACUUUUUGUUGCAUGUCCCAAUGAUCGAAGAAGGUUCUUUCCCAACCCUGCUUCAAAGGUGGACCCUCUGCAUCUCAAAUAUUUCAAUUUUUCUGGCCGAGUUAUUGCACUAGCUUUGAUGCAUAAAGUGCAAGUUGGUAUUGUCUUUGAUCGUGUAUUUUUCUUGCAAUUGUCUGGAAUCUCCAUCUCCUUGGAAGAUAUAAGAGAUGCCGACCCAUACUUGUAUACUAGCUGCAAGCAGAUUCUUGAUAUGGACGCUGAGUUUGUUGAUUCAGAUGCUUUAGGACUCACAUUUGUUAGUGACUUUGAGGAGCUAGGAAUAAGAAAAGUUGUGGAUCUUUGCCCCGGAGGCAAAAACAUGGUUGUUAAUAGUAAGAAUCGGAAGGAAUAUGUUAAGCUUCUAGUAGAGAACCGCUUUGUGAGAUCUGUCUCUGAGCAGGUAUCAUGUUUUGCAAGCGGUUUUACUGAUGUACUUUCUGACCAAAGAGUGCACACACACUUUUUCCAGAGCCUAGAGAUUGAAGAUCUUGAUUGGAUGCUAUAUGGGAGUGAAAGUGCAAUCUCUGUUGGAGAUUGGAAGGUGCACACCGAGUACAAUGGCUACAAAGAAACUGAUCCUCAGAUAUCCUGGUUCUGGAAGAUUGUGUACGGGAUGACACUGGAGCAGAGAAAGAACCUUUUGUUUUUCUGGACUUCAGUGAAGUACCUACCAGUCCAGGGUUUUAGUGGCUUGGCUUCAAAGCUUUACAUUUACAAAUCUUCAUCUCCAUAUGAUUAUCUUCCUUCUUCUCAUACGUGCUUUUUCCGGUUGUGUUUCCCUCCUUAUCCUUCCAAGGCUAUCAUGAAAAGUCGUCUUCAAAUUAUCACUCAGGAGCACGUUGGAUGCAGCUUUGGUACGUGGUAAUCUCUCGCUUGCCUAUGGGUUUUCCAGUCCAGUGAAUUGAUGGUAUUGUUGUCUGCACAUAUUUUUGUUCUUGCCUUGUACAGAGUCCACAGAUAAGAAUGCUUUUUUUUUCCCCUUUGAAAGGGAACAGAUGAGAAUGCUAUACCCGUGUUUUGUAAUCAAACUCUAUUGUAACUUGUAAGGUUCUAUAGUCCUAGUUAGUUUUUAAGAAAAUGUUAUUACUGCUUCUGUAAUGCUCAAAUUUGUGCUAGAGAAAAGGGAAAAUUUUCUCUACCUCUAUAUGAACUUCUUUGUAUUAGUUACAACUGAAACUUAACUGUAAGUGUAACUAUAAGUGUUCACAAGUUUAUUGAAGUUGAGUAUAGAUCCAAUCCCAUUAUCUCCA